Messenger RNA from Aricia agestis (brown argus), 2757 nucleotides. RefSeq names its product nose resistant to fluoxetine protein 6-like. Lineage: Eukaryota; Metazoa; Arthropoda; Insecta; Lepidoptera; Lycaenidae. The transcript has 13 exons. The record is from RefSeq and is a predicted model, not a curated record. Gene Ontology annotation, molecular function: acyltransferase activity, transferring groups other than amino-acyl groups. Bases 103 to 2400 code for a protein of 765 amino acids.
CUCCUAGUUCGGGAAAGUGUCUCGCGUGCCGUUAGUGUUGUUCUUCCGUGCAGGAAUUAUUGAGAUGAGAUCCGCGUGAUCUCUUGCAAUACAGUCCGAACAAUGUCGACAAUGAGUAUCAAGAUGUAUGUGGUGACAUUACUAGUGUUGGUCAGUGCAGUGAGUGGCAAGGUGAACUCGACAGUGGGGGAGGGGGGCUCGAGGAUGACCUGGCUGAGGGGCAUCCUGGACCACCACGACUGGCUGGACUUCAUCAGCGCUAACCACAGCCUCCCGCAGACCUGCGAGAAUGAUGUCCGGCAGUAUGUGACUGCGCUCAGAGCUGGGAAACUCUGGGCUUCUAAAAUAUUCGACGCGUCGGGUCAGUACAGCCCGAACGUGUUGUUCGGCAGCGAGUACUGGCUGGGUUCCAUCAACGCCUGCAGGGACCUGCUGCUGAAGAAGUACUACCAGGAGACGCCGCCAUUCGACACCACCUUCUACGUCGCCAAGAUCAACCUUAUCGUCGAUCAGGACCACAUACCGAAGACUCGACCGAUGCUAGUGGGACAGUGCGUGCCGGUGUCGUGCAGUUCGGAUGCGGUGAAGUCGCUGCUAGUGGCGGGCGAGGCGCGCGCGGUCGCCGCCGCAUCCGCAUUCGGCAUCUCCGCAUCGCUCAGCACGCUGUACGUCCGACCAGUCCCCGGCUCAUACAACAUACUGGAGGACCGCAAAUUUCAUAUACUCGGCAUAGCGACCGUGGUGGUGGCGACGUGGAUAUUGUUGGCGUCGCUGUACGAGGGCUACCUGGAGCGGAAGUACAGCCUCGCCAAACAGCGGGACCUGGAAAACGCGAACAACAACACCAAAGACCCUACAAAUAACACACCUCGUAAUGAUGGCGUGGAAUGGAAGAAUUCAGAAGAAGAUAGCAAAAGUAAUAAGUUGGCAAGAGAAGUGUGCGGUCUGUGGUCGGAAGUGUUGCUGUCGUUCUCCGCGCUGUCCAACGGCCGGUCCAUACUCAACACGCAGCAGCCGAGCGAUGGAGCACUCACUUGUUUACACGGAAUGAGAUUCAUGUCAGUAUCAUGGGUGAUCAUGGUGCACACGUACCUGACCGUGUGGUACGUGUCCGAUAACAAGACCAUGCGCGCCGUCACCGAGCGCAACUUCCUCUACCAGUCCGUCGGCAACGCCUCCUACUGCGUCGACACAUUCUUCUUCAUCAGCGGCUUACUAGUCACGAUACUAUUCUUGAGAACCGAGGACUCGAAAAAACAGAGGCUAAAGAGUAAACAAGAGAAAGAAAACAAAAUUAAAAACGACAAAGACAUAAACAAGAACAUAAACGGGUACGCCAACCAGGGCCUCUCUGUCAGCGUCCCGGUGAUAAACCAGGAGGUGUUUUACGAGGAUCUGCUAGAAAAUCCUCCCAAAGGGUACUCAAUGCGGGACUUGGGUAGAAUCACGAAGGAGUUCCUAGUCCUAUUCUUCUAUAGGGUAUCACGGUUGACGCCAGCAUAUGCCUUCGUGAUUGGAGUGAACGAGUUGGCGUUGAGAGUGACGCACGACCACACGGUGUUCGAGCCGGCUACGUUCGACCACAUCAACUGCGCCAACUACUGGUGGCGGAAUCUGCUGUACAUCAACAACCUGUACCCGCAGCGCGAGAUGUGCAUGGUCUGGUCCUGGUAUAUGGCGAACGACACGCAGUUCUAUGUCGUCGGCAUCAUUCUACUACUGAUCUCUGUCAAGCACAUCCGCAUCGCGAUGGUAUCGGUGAUCGCGGUGUUGGUGUCGUCGUGGGUGACCACCAUCUACAUCUCGGUGUGGCACCAGUACAAGGCGCGCAUCUCGGAGCCCUUCGAGAUGUUCGACCCGCUCUACGACAAGCCCUGGUCGAGGAUCGGACCUUAUAUUAUUGGCAUGAUAGUGGGAUGGUACCUCCACCGGACGAAGUGUCAGGUGAAGAUGCCCGCGUGGGUGGUGGCGGCUGGCUGGACGCUGGCGCUGACCAUCAUCGGAGUGCUCAUCUUCGGCAUGGUGGACGGCUACUUCGAGGUCUGGCCCACCGCUUUCUACAUCAGCGUGGGGCAUACGGGCUGGGGCAUAGCACUCGGCUGGAUGGCGCUGGCCUGCUGCACGGGUCACGGCGGGCUGAUCAACUCUCUUCUCUCCUACAACGGCUUCCUCCCUCUCUCCCGACUCACCUACUGCGCCUACCUCAUACACCCCACCAUUAUGAUGUACUCCACCUUCCUACUAGAUGGGCCUAUGCAUUUAGAAAACUCUAUUGUCAUCGCGCUAUACGCGGGCUACGCGGUGAUGGCCUUCAUAGCAUCAUUCUUCAUCUCCUUGGCCUUCGAAGCGCCCAUAGUGAGGCUGCUGAAAAUAGCCAACGGCGGAACCAAGAGGAAAUGAAAAGACUAUCCACUCUGUGCCGGACAAAGACCAAAAUAUACAGUUACCAGAGCGCCUAUUCUCAUGAUUUGAAUGUAGCUUCGAGCGCAGGUUGUCACGUCCGACUUCCUAGUUUGAACUUUGAAGUGACAUUUGAAGCAUGAAAAUAUUGCCCCUACUCUAAGUAGAGCUUAUUAUAAUUUAGAUUAUAACAUGGGUUGUAAAGACGCUGGUUUGUAGAAACUUGGCUUCUUGCGAAAACGUUAUAUUAUAGUUAUAUGCCUAUUUAGUCAUAAGUAAUUCGAAUAUCGAAUAUUUAGCUAUAACCGAAUUCAAAAGAAUUACAUUUUAUAUAUCGUUAUUCGUAAUUCUAGAGAA